UUUGUCCUUUAGACAUAUUUUCAAAAAUUGUUUUUAAUACUAUACCAGUCAAUGAAGAAUUGUUAUGCCAAUGGACAAAUGAUUCUUUACAUACAGAUAUAACUUCUGAAAAUAAUGCCAAUAAUCUCAACUUCCAUAAAUGGAUAAAUAUUAUAUUACUGUUAAUUUUAGAGCGGAAAAAAGUGAACUCAUGGAACAAGUUAAACAACAAAUUGCUGUUGCUAAUGCACAAGAAUUAUUAACGAAAAUGAUUGAAAAAUGUUUUAAAAAAUGUAUUAUCAAACCAGGUACAUCAUUAGAUAGUACAGAACAGAAAUGUGUGGCGAUGUGUAUGGACAGAUAUAUGGAUGCAUUUCAUCUUGUAUUUAAAGCAUAUAGUAAUCGUUUACAACGAGAACGCAAUAGAAUGUAAAUAUAUGAUAUAAUAUAAAUAAAUUGUUUUUUGUUGUGUACA
Vespa mandarinia (Asian giant hornet) is the source of this 454-nucleotide messenger RNA. RefSeq names its product mitochondrial import inner membrane translocase subunit Tim13. Lineage: Eukaryota; Metazoa; Arthropoda; Insecta; Hymenoptera; Vespidae. The record is from RefSeq and is a predicted model, not a curated record.